AUGGCGCUGCGUCGCCUUGCACAACAAAAUAAUGCUGCGUCCGCCUCUCCAAAAACUCCAGAUACCCCUCAUUUGAAUUCUCAGCCUUCAACGCCACGUAGCCGUCUCACACAUGCCGCCUAUCGUUCACCAGCGUCCACACCCUCCAUAUCUUCAUCCGUGCCUUUUGACUGGGAAGCGGCGAGAUCCAGAGCCCCUCCACCAUAUGCCACUCCGCUACAGAAAAAGUCGCGUAACUCAGGUGUUGGAACUCCGGCAACACCAAGGAGAGCAGUCAUCCGCAAGAAAAGCCUCUUUGAACGAAUUAUGAAUCUUCCUUCUGCAAUUGCUUUCGAAAUAGCUCUCUUUCCUCACAAUGUACCCUUACCCGCCCCUCAAACCUCUGCUCGGCUGAGUGCUGGUGUACUGCACCUGUUCCACUUACUUGUGCGAAUAUCCCAGGUACGCAGAAUUCCAGACUCGGAUUUGGGUUGGGAAGACAUGUACCGAGAAGGGGAGGGCUAUUCGUGGUUUGACUGGACUGUUCCUGUCAUCUUUCUAUGUAUCUUUGGUUCGGCUAUGAACGCCGUAUAUCUAUUUACGCGGACAAAGAUUUACCAUCUCCGUCUUCGCUCUGACCUUGUAUCGUCGCCCCACGCUACCUUUGUCGCCGGACAAGUUAGUCGAGAGUCUGAAGUGCAGCUUUCAUUGGGGAGACGUUUAUUAUUACUUGCCUGGAAUACAUUCUCAUCAUCUUGGCGGUUCCUUCUUGGAAUGAAACCCCGUUCUUCGUCUGCCCCUCCACAAGGAAAGACAAAGCCCGUACAGCAGCUUGAAGUCUGGACUCCUGGGGAGCUGCAGCUGGAACUUUUCAGCCUGUACUCUCCUCUGCAUCCUUUGCUGUGGAUUGCGACCGGGUCUUCAAACUGGAUGCUAAUGCUUCUCAUCAUGGGCUUGCUCAGUGGGCUCUUAAACUUUUUGAUACGGUCGUACCAGCAACUAUUGAAGGACAGGGAAAUCAUUGCUGCUGAAGUCAUGAGCGAGUAUAAUCAAAUCUUCGUCAACCCUCGUGUCAAUCCCAUUCGCCACGAUGUCGCAGUUAUGACCCAUCAAGCGGAAAUUGUAAACAUCUGGGAAGAUUGAGGCCUUCUUCUCGUCGCCGGAAAAGCAUUCAUCACUGUGCACUCUCAAAUGGAUUAGAUUUCCUGGGGUGACAAAUGUAAAAGGUCGAACUAACCAGGUUGCGAGAUAGGAUAACCAGGCAAAAAUGGAGAGUUAAAAUUCUACAUCUUGCCGAAAGGAGUUGUGCACGCAAAUGUUAAAUGAUUACUUGCACCAGGGUGAUCUUAUGACUGAGAUGAAAUAGCAAAUAUUCGAGACGACUACUAGUACAAAGCCAGAGGAAUGAAGUCCAUGUUUUUGAUGUGAUUCUACAGAUGAAACUGGGUAUAUUGCCAGUAUGCACU
Molecule: messenger RNA, 1445 nt
Organism: Laccaria bicolor S238N-H82
Lineage: Eukaryota; Fungi; Basidiomycota; Agaricomycetes; Agaricales; Hydnangiaceae
Exons: 5
Coding region: 1-1122 (373 amino acids)
Biological process (GO): regulation of exit from mitosis; maintenance of rDNA
Source: RefSeq, a predicted model, not a curated record